UGGAGUUGUGUUGGUGUACUGUGUUCGGAGGAGGUAAUCACGUAGCGCAAGGUGUAGUUUCGUUUGGCAAAAUUUCCAUCUUUUCGACAAUUGCGUGCCGCCAAGAUUGGUCUCGCUUGCAACAAUACAAUUCUUACCAAACAGAUUAAGUGUACAAAGUGAAACAAACUGCGAUUGAAAGUAAUUGACACGGGAACGCACCCUUAAAACCACCAUCCAUUGAGUCAGCAGUGUCAGCAUAGCAGAGAAAUGGCUGGAACAAUUUCGGACAUAAAAAAGCUAGACUACGAUAUUUACAAAUACUCGAGCUAUUCGUCGUCGUAUUUGCCGGAAAACAUUCGAGAGGACAACCCAUCGAACCAAACGUCACGCUGGUCAUCGAACACCAACACACCGCCCCAAUAUUUGGUCUUGAAGCUGGAACGGCCAGCGAUCGUGACGAAGAUUAAGUUUGGAAAGUACGAGAAAACGCAUGUCUGCAAUCUGCGCAAAUUCAAAAUCCUUGGUGGACUGGAAGAGGAGCGAAUGGUGUUGCUAUUCGAAGGCGGUUUAAGGAACGAUUCAGUGCCGGAAACGUUCAACUUAAAGCAUCGCACAAAUUCCGGCGAGCUGUUGCCGAUCAAGUUCAUUCAGAUCGUUCCGCUACUGUCAUGGGGUCCAAGCUUCAACUUUUGCAUCUGGUACGUCGAGCUGCUGGGCAUCGAGGAUUCUAUGUUCAUUUUGUCAAACUUGCGAAAGUACAACAUGCUGCGAGAGGUGGAGAUCGUUCGACUCUUUUUGAAGCACUGUCGGCAGCAGGGAUAUGUAAACUCGUUCAGCGCAUUGCAAGAGGAGACGGGCGUUAAGCUGGAGGACGAAAAGAUGACGGAGCUGCACGAAACGCUUGUAAAUAGAGGGGAUUUUAAGAAGACUGAAGAGAUGCUGGUUGGUUUUAUUGAAAACGGCCUAAUGGAUAACUACCUCGAGAGACAGGAGUACAAGCCCCAGUGGAGUUUGCAGCUGACGCCGGAGAACGAACCCCGGCCAGGGCGUCGGGGUGGCCAUCAGUUGAUCAUCGAUCCAAUGACUAGCACAAUAUAUCUAUACGGUGGAUGGGAUGGGAACGAGGAUCUGAGCGAUCUCUGGUCGUACGAUGUGAAGAAUAACCGGUGGACGCUGAUCCACGAGCGCUCCGAGCUAUUGGACGGACCGACGCCCCGAGCGUGUCACAAGAUGGUGUACGAUACACGGAAUUCGCAAAUUUUCAUGCUCGGCCGCUACCUGGACAGUGCAUCACGUACGGAAGAGAACAUUAACAGCGAUUUUUACCUGUACAAUACCAUCACCAAAACGUGGUUCCUGAUCUGUAACGACACCAGCCAGGUCGGCGGCCCGCAGCUUGUGUUCGAUCAUCAGAUGUGCAUCGAUGUGGACAAGCAGACGAUCUACGUAUUUGGGGGCCGCAUCCUCGAGCCGAAUUACAGAGUUUCUUUGUCGUUUAGAAACGAGGAGGAAACGACUGGUCAGUAUCGGUAUUCGGGGCUGUUUUCUUACCACAUUAGUACCAACACCUGGGCGCACAUACUCGUCGACUGUGAGCACCCGACCGCUUCCAGCCCCUACGUCCAGAGCAUUCGGUCUAGAGUAACUCAUUCAAUGCUGUUCCAUCAUAAACAUCGUAAGCUGUACAUCUUCGGUGGUCAGCGAGGCAAGGACUACAUGACGGACUUUCUGAUCUACGACGUGAACACGAACGAGCUCUCGAACAUGACCCCUGAGAACAAUAAUACCGACACGAAAAAUGUUCCCCAAUCGGGAUUCACGCAACGAGCAACGAUUGAUUGUGAAAAGGACGAGAUAUACGUUUUAACGAGUCUAAGCAAAGAGAAGGAGCGGCGUGAUUUGAACAUCAAUUCCUUCUGGUUAUUCUCGCUGUCGAAGAAAGAAUGGUGCUGCGUGUAUAAGAGUGAGCAUUCGAAUGGGGAAAAUUGUUACCAGAAGAGUCAAACCUCCUGCCAUGAGCCAUGCCCACGGUAUGCGCACCAGAUCGUGUACGACACCUCCAACCAAGUGCAUUUCCUGUUCGGUGGUAAUCCUGGAACUAACUCGAACGUUCGGUUGGACGAUUUUUGGGUGCUACGGCUCGAGAAACCGAACCGGGGCAACAUACUGCGCUACUGUAAAUACCUGCUAAGGAAGCAAGAGUACGAAGAGAUCACUAAAAACGACCCCCUGUCGGCAAUACUGUACCUGCAAACGAAGCUGUACGACAUCAUCGAUCACAGUGAUCCCGUUCAGUUGAAAGAAUUUCACAAGCUGGCCUCGUUGUUGUUCAAGUCCGAUACGGUGGACGGCGAAACCGAACCGACGAGCCUGCUGACCUGUCCGCUCGCUUCAACCGCUUCCGCAAGUGCUCCCGUUGGCGGUAACAAGCAUAAACAACAACGGGCCGAUGAUGACGGUCACAAGGAGGAGGAAAACCUGGCCAAAGUGAUGCGCGUUGAAUCACCGAAAAGUGUCGAUGAAGCCGACACAUCCAGCAUUAGCUCGAUGAGCAGUAGCGAUUGCUCGCAAAAUCAACCCCAGCAAGGUGCUGCAGCACAACAGCCGCCCGAGAAGCUAGAGGGAAAUAGUUCGGCCGCGAACUCAACCGUUCCCCAAAAGCCGAAUGCCGCAAAGGAUGCCGACGGUGGGCGGGCUGCGAUAGAAGCCAAUGCACCCACACCCUCGACAUCCCGUUCGAGCGGUGGAAUGGCGCGCAAUCGAGCUAUCGAUCAACAGUUCGAGAUGAAGAUACGCCGAUGUUUGUUGUUUAACAAGCUAGUUGACCUGAUGCCAGAGGCACUGUGCCAGCCGAAGAAAAACAUUAGCGAUUUUGUGCUACUGUAGUAAAACACCCUGCAGUAUUUUAGCAUCGGAUGGCCGCGCAUGUUUUCUAUUGAGCAGGAUGCGCAGGUAACUUAGUAAGCGAAGAUGAUGAUGGCGGCUGCAGAAAAAACACACACACACACACACACACAACACGGAGCAGAUUUUAUGAUAUUUCGGGAGGACACUGCCAGUAUGUCUGCGUGCUCCAUUCUUCCCUUUUGAAACGUUCUAUUGUCGAUCAUAAUGUGAUACAAUUGCAGUCCUGCGGGUAAAUG
Molecule: messenger RNA, 3125 nt
Organism: Anopheles merus
Lineage: Eukaryota; Metazoa; Arthropoda; Insecta; Diptera; Culicidae
Gene: muskelin
Product: muskelin
Exons: 7
Coding region: 250-2868 (872 amino acids)
Cellular component (GO): cytoplasm
Molecular function (GO): protein binding
Source: RefSeq, a predicted model, not a curated record